Messenger RNA from Loxodonta africana (African savanna elephant), 19799 nucleotides. It is a transcript of the gene KMT2D, whose product is annotated as lysine methyltransferase 2D. The coding region runs from base 446 to 17230 and encodes 5594 amino acids. The record is from RefSeq and is a predicted model, not a curated record. The transcript has 56 exons. Lineage: Eukaryota; Metazoa; Chordata; Mammalia; Proboscidea; Elephantidae. Gene Ontology annotation, cellular component: nucleus; MLL3/4 complex. Gene Ontology annotation, molecular function: transcription coactivator activity; histone binding; histone H3K4 methyltransferase activity. Gene Ontology annotation, biological process: positive regulation of transcription by RNA polymerase II.
CGACGUUCCAUCUGGAGAGCCUCGACGUUCAGCCUGAGCCCGACGCGGGCGGCCGGGGCGCUGGCCCGGCCCUGGGACUGAGAGGCCACCCGGCGACGCGGAUGCGGAGCUUGCUCGCCCAAGAUCAAAGCCACCGGUGCUCUCUUUGUGUCCGCUCGGGAUUCGCCGCCCUGGGGCUGUCCAUGGAAACCUAAACUGCUGGAACCUAAGGCAGAGAAUCCUAUUUGGCUUCUUGCUUUUUGGGGGGGAGGGAGGGUGGCCACUCCGACCUGGAUUUACCGUUCUUGGCCCCCUUAGGCCCCCCCGUGCGGGGGGCGGCUGUGAUCGCUCUGGCGGUUGGAGGUCGGGGAGCGGCCCGGGCUCUGGCCAUGUUCUCGGAUGAGGAUUUCUGGAUCGCCCUGUGAAGAGGUCUCCCCGAGAGGGCCCUGCCCAGUCGGAGAGAGGGAUGGACAGCCAGAAGCCGUCUGGUGAGGAUAAAGAUUCAGAACCAGCAGCUGAUGGACCUGCAGCCUCUGAGGAGUCAGGCACCGCUGAGCCAGACCUUCCCAACCCACAUGUGGGGGAGGUCUCUGUCUCCAGUUCUGGGGAUCCCAGGCUUCAGGAGCCUUCCCAGGACUGCAGGGGCCGGGUUUGGUGCAGAUGUUCACGUGUCCACAGUGGGAGUCCAGUGCGGCGUUGUGCUCUCUGUAACUGCGGGGAGCCCAGUGUGCAUGGGCAGCGGGAGUUACGGUGCUUUGAGUUGCCAUUUGACUGGCCGCGGCGUCCACUGGUAUCCCCUGGGGGGGACCCAGGGCCCAGUGAACCAGCGCAGCCCAGUGAAGACCUAUCACAGAUUGGUUUCCCUGAGGGCCUGACCCCCGCUCAUCUAGGAGAACCUGGAGGGCCCUGCUGGGCUCACCAUUGGUGUGCUGCAUGGUCGGCAGGCGUCUGGGGGCAAGAGGGCCCAGAACUAUGUGGUGUGGACAAGGCCAUCUUCUCAGGAAUCUCACAGCGCUGCUCCCACUGCACCAGGCUCGGUGCCUCCAUCCCUUGCCGCUCGCCCGGAUGUCCACGGCUUUACCACUUCCCCUGCGCGACUGCCAGCGGUUCCUUCUUAUCCAUGAAGACACUGCAGCUGCUAUGCCCAGAGCACAGUGAGGGGGCCGCACAUCUGGAGGAGGCUCGUUGUGCAGUAUGUGAGGGGCCGGGGGAGUUGUAUGACCUGUUCUUCUGUACCAGCUGUGGGCAUCACUAUCAUGGGGCCUGCCUGGACACUGCUCUGACUGCCCGCAAGCGUGCUGGCUGGCAGUGCCCCGAAUGCAAAGUGUGCCAAGCCUGCAGGAAACCUGGGAAUGACUCUGAGAUGUUGGUCUGUGAGACGUGUGACAAAGGAUACCAUACCUUCUGCCUAAAACCACCCAUGGAGGAACUGCCAGCUCACUCUUGGAAGUGUAAGGCAUGCCGGGUAUGCCGGGCCUGUGGGGCAGGCUCAGCAGAGCUGAAUCCCAACUCGGAAUGGUUUGAGAACUACUCACUCUGUCACCGCUGCCACAAAGCCCAGGGAGGUCAGCCCAUCGGUCCUGUUGCUGAGCAGCGUCCCUCUAUCUGUAGCAGAUUCUCACCCCCAGAGCCUGGCGAUACCCCCACUGUUGAGCCCGAUGCUCUGUAUGUUGCAUGCCAAGGGCAGCCAAAGGGUGGGCACGUGACCUCUAUGCAAUCCAAGGAACCGGGGCCCCUGCAAUGUGAAGCCAAACCACUAGGGAGAACAGGGGCCCAACUUGAGCCCCAGUUGGAGGCCCCCAUAAAUGAGGAGAUGCCACUGCUGCCCCCACCUGAGGAGUCGCCCCUAUCCCCACCGCCCGAGGAGUCACCCACAUCCCCACCGCCUGAGGCAUCGCGCCUGUCCCCACCGCCUGAGGAAUCACCCCUCUCUCCACCGCCUGAGGAGUCUCCCCUGUCUCCCCCACCUGAAUCAUCACCCUUUUCUCCACUUGAGGAGUCACCCUUCUCUCCACCAGAGGAGUCUCCUCCAUCCCCGCCAGUUGAGACACCCCUGUCCCCACCAUCUGAAGCAUCACCCCUGUCCCCACCAUUUGAGGAGUCUCCUCUGUCCCCUCCACCCGAGGAAUUGCCCAGUUCCCCGCCUCCUGAAGCAUCUCGCCUGUCUCCACCACCAGAGGAGUCACCCAUGUCUCCUCCACCUGAAGAGUCACCUAUGUCUCCGCCACCUGAGGCGUCUCGUCUGUUCCCACCAUUUGAAGAGUCUCCCCUGUCCCCUCCACCUGAGGAGUCUCCACUGUCCCCACCACCUGAAGCAUCACGCCUGUUCCCACCGCCUGAGGACUCACCCAUGUCCCCACCACCUGAAGACUCACCUAUGUCCCCCCCACCUGAAGUGUCACGCCUAUCUCCACCGCCUGAGGAAUCUCCCCUGUCCCCACCACCUGAGGAGUCUCCCACAUCUCCUCCACCUGAGGCUUCGCGCCUGUCCCCACCACCUGAGGACUCAUCUCCGUCCCUGCCACCUGAAGACUUACCUGCUUCCUCACCACCAGAGAACUUGCUCACAUGCCUACCGCCGGAAGAAUCACCCCUGUCGCCACUGCCUGAGGAGCCGUGUCUCUGCCCCCGACCUGAGGAGUCGGAGUCACAAUUGUGCCCUCAGCCUGAGGAGGUGCAAUUCUGUUACCGGCCUGGGGAGCCACACCUGUCCCCCCGGCCCGAGGAGCCGCGCCUGUCCCCCCGGCCCGAGGAGCCGCGCCUGUCCCCCCGGCCCGAGGAGCCGCGCCUGUCCCCCCGGCCCGAGGAGCCGCGCCUGUCCCCCCGGCCCGAGGAGCCGCGCCUGUCCCCCGGGCCCGAGGAGCCGCGCCUGUCCGUGCAGCCGGAGGAGCUGCGCCUUUUCCCUGUAUCUGAGGAGCCGUGCCUGUCCCCUGUACCUGAAGAGCCACACUUGUCCCCCCAGCCUGAGGAGCCCCCCGAGGAGCCAGGCUUGUGCCCUGUGCCUGAGGAGUUACCCUUGUUACCCCCACAUGGGGAGCCACCCAUGUCCCCUUUGCUUAGAGAGCCGGCCCUGUCUGAGCCUGGGGAACCACCUCUAUCUCCUCUGCCUGAGGAUCUGUCCAUGUCCCCAUCUGGGGAGCCAUCCUUGUCACCUCAACUGAUGCCACCAGAUCCUCUUCCUCCUCCACUCUCACCCAUUAUCACAGCUGUGGCCCCACCAGCCCUGUCUCCUUUGGGGGAGUUAGAGUACCCCUUUGGUGCCAAAGGGGACAGUGACCCUGAGUCACCGUUGGCUGCACCCAUCCUAGAGACACCGAUCAGCCCUCCACCGGAAGCAAAUUGCACUGACCCUGAGCCUGUACCCCCUAUGAUCCUUCCCCCAUCUCCAGGCUCCCCAAUGGGACCUGCUUCUCCCAUCCUGAUGGAGCCCUUACCCUCUCAGUGUUCUCCAUUCCUUCAGCCUUCCCUGCCUCCCGAGAGCUUCCCUCAUUCCCAGUGCUCCCCUCCUGCUCUGCCUCUGUCCAUCCGCUCCCCGCUGAGUCCCAUGGAGAAGACUGCGGAGGUCUCAGAUGAGGCUGAGCAACAUGAAAUGGAGACUGAAAAAGUCCCAGAACCUGAGUGCCCAGCCUUAGAGCCCAGCCCUACCAGUCCUCUUCCCUCCCCCGUGGGAGACCUUUCCUGCCCUGCACCCAGCCCUGCCCCAGCACUGGAUGACUUCUCUGGCCUUGGGGAAGACACAGCCCCUCUUGAUGGGACUGACACUCCUGGUUCACAGCCAGAAGCUGGACAGACCCCUGGCAGUUCUACAGCUUGUGAACUUAAGGGUUCCCCUGUGCUCCUGGACCCCGAGGAGCUGGCCCCCGUGACCCCUAUGGAGGUCUAUGGUCCAGAAUGCAAACAGGCAGGGCAGGGCUCACCAUGUGAGAUGCAGGAGGAGCCACAUGCACCAGUGGCCCCCACCCCACCCACUCUCAUCAAAUCCGACAUCGUUAAUGAGAUCUCGAACCUGAGCCAGGGGGAUGCCAGUGCUAGUUUUCCUGGUUCAGAGCCCCUGCUGGGCUCUCCUGACCCCGAGGGGGGUGGCUCCCUGUCCAUGGAGCUGGGGGUAUCUACAGACGUCAGCCCAGCCCGAGAUGAGGGCUCCUUGCGGCUUUGUACUGACUCCUUGCCAGAGACUGAUGACUCGCUAUUGUGUGAAGCUGGGACAACUGUCAGCGGAGGCAAAGCCGAUGGGGACAAGGGGAGGCGGCGCAGUUCCCCUGCCCGUUCCCGCAUUAAGCAGGGACGCAGCAGUAGUUUCCCAGGAAGACGCCGGCCACGGGGAGGAGCACAUGGAGGACGUGGAAGAGGACGGGCCCGGCUAAAAUCAACUACUUCUUCCAUUGAGACUCUGGUAGUUGCUGAUAUCGAUAGCUCUCCCAGCAAGGAGGAGGAAGAAGAGGAUGACGACACCAUGCAAAAUACCGUGGUUCUCUUCUCCAACACAGACAAAUUUGUCCUAAUGCAGGACAUGUGUGUGGUAUGUGGCAGCUUUGGCCGGGGAGCAGAAGGCCAUCUCCUUGCCUGUUCCCAGUGCUCUCAGUGCUAUCACCCUUACUGUGUUAACAGCAAGAUCACCAAGGUGAUGCUGCUGAAGGGCUGGCGGUGCGUGGAGUGUAUUGUGUGUGAGGUGUGUGGCCAGGCCUCCGACCCCUCACGCCUGCUGCUCUGUGAUGACUGUGACAUUAGCUACCAUACAUACUGCCUGGACCCCCCACUGCUCACCGUGCCCAAAGGUGGCUGGAAGUGCAAGUGGUGUGUCUCCUGUAUGCAGUGUGGGGCCGCUUCCCCUGGCUUCCACUGUGAAUGGCAGAAUAGUUACACACACUGUGGGCCCUGUGCUAGCCUGGUAACCUGCCCUAUCUGUCAUGCCCCAUAUGUGGAAGAGGACCUUCUCAUUCAGUGCCGCCACUGUGAACGGUGGAUGCAUGCUGGCUGCGAGAGUCUCUUCACAGAGGAAGAAGUGGAACAGGCUGCAGAUGAGGGCUUUGACUGUGUCUCCUGCCAGCCCUAUGUUAUAAAGCCUGCGGCGCCUGUUGCACCUCCAGAGUUGGUGCCUAUCAAAGUGAAAGAGCCAGAGCCUCAGUACUUUCGCUUCGAGGGUGUGUGGCUGACAGAAACUGGCAUGGCCGUGCUGCGUAACCUGACCAUGUCGCCUCUGCACAAGCGGCGCCAGCGGCGGGGGCGGCUCGGCCUCCCAGGCGAGGCAGGGCUGGAAGGUUCCGAGCCCUCAGAUGCCCUUGGCCCUGAUGACAAGAAAGAUGGGGACCUGGACACUGAUGAGCUUAUCAAGGGUGAAGGUGGUGUGGAGCACAUGGAGUGUGAAAUUAAACUAGAGGGCCCCGUCAGCCCUGACAUGGAGCCUGGCAAGGAGGAGACCGAGGAAAGCAAGAAACGGAAGCGCAAGCCAUAUCGACCUGGCAUUGGUGGCUUCAUGGUGCGACAGCGGAAAUCCCACACACGCGUGAAAAAGGGUCCUGCGGCACAGACAGAGGUGUUGAGUGGUGAUGGGCAGCCCGACGAGGGUGAGACGGUGAUGCCUGCCGACCUACCUGCAGAGAGCUCUGUGGAGCAGAGCUUAGCUGAUGGGGAUGAGAAGAAGAAGCAGCAGCGGCGAGGGCGCAAGAAGAGCAAAUUAGAGGACAUGUUUCCUGCUUACUUGCAGGAAGCCUUCUUUGGAAAGGAGCUGCUGGACCUGAGCCGUAAGGCCCUUUUUGCAGUUGGGGUGGGCCGGCCAAGCUUUGGACUAGGAACCCCAAAACUCAAGGGGGAUGGAGGCCCAGAAAGGAAGGAUCCCCCCACCUUGCAGAAAGGAGAUGAUGGUCCAGAUGUUGCAGAUGAAGAAUCACGUGGCCUCGAGGGCAAGGCUGAUACACCAGGACCUGAGGAUGGGGGCGUAAAGGCAUCCCCAGUGCCCAGUGACCCCGAGAAGCCAGGCACCCCGGGUGAAGGAAUGCUUAGCUCUGACUUAGACAGGAUUCCCACAGAAGAAUUGCCCAAGAUGGAAUCCAAGGACCUGCAGCAGCUCUUCAAGGAUGUUCUGGGUUCCGAACGAGAGCAGCAUCUGGGUUGUGGAACCCCUGGCCUAGAUGGCAGCCGUACGCCACUGCAGAGGCCCUUUCUCCAAGGUGGUUCGGGUGGACUCCCUUUGGGCAGCCUCCCAUCCAACAGCCCAAUGGACUCCUACCCUGGCCUCUGCCAGUCCCCAUUCCUGGAUAGUAGGGAGCGCGGGGGCUUUUUCAGCCCGGAACCCGGUGAGCCAGACAGCCCGUGGACAGGCUCAGGGGGCACCACGCCCUCUACCCCCACCACCCCCACCACCGAGGGAGAGGGCGAUGGGCUCUCCUAUAACCAGCGGAGUCUUCAGCGCUGGGAGAAGGAUGAGGAGUUGGGCCAGCUCUCCACCAUUUCACCUGUGCUCUAUGCCAACAUUAACUUUCCCAGUCUCAAGCAAGAUUACCCAGACUGGUCUAGUCGAUGCAAACAAAUCAUGAAGCUCUGGAGAAAGGUUCCAGCUGCUGACAAAGCCCCCUACCUGCAAAAGGCCAAAGAUAACCGGGCGGCUCACCGCAUCAAUAAGGUGCAAAAGCAGGCUGAGAGCCAGAUCAACAAGCAGACCAAGGUGGGCGACAUAGCCCGUAAGACUGACCGACCGGCCCUACAUCUCCGCAUUCCCCCCCAGCCAGGGGCACUGGGCAGUCCGCCCCCUGCUGCUGCCCCCACCAUUUUCAUUGGCAGCCCCACUACCCCUGCCGGCUUGUCUACCUCUGCGGACGGGUUCCUGAAGCCGCCGGCAGGCACGGCGCCCGGCCCCGACUCACCUGGUGAGCUCUUCGUCAAGCUCCCGCCCCAGGUGCCUGCCCAAGUGCCUUCGCAGGACCCCUUUGGACUGGCCCCUGCCUACGCCCUGGAGCCCCGCUUCCCCACAGCACCACCCGCCUAUCCCCCUUAUCCUAGCCCAACUGGGGCCCCCGUACAGCCUCCAACAAUGGGCGCCUCAUCUCGUUCUGGGACUGGUCAGCCAGGGGAAUUUCACACGACCCCACCUGGCACUCCCCGACACCAGCCUUCCACACCUGACCCCUUCCUCAAACCCCGCUGCCCCUCACUGGACAAUCUGGCUGUGCCUGAGAGCCCAGGGGUAGGGGGAGGCAAGGCUUCUGAGCCCCUGCUCUCACCCCCGCCUUUUGGGGAGUCCCGGAAGGCACUAGAGGUGAAGAAGGAAGAGCUUGGGGCAGCCUCUCCUAGCUAUGGGCCCCCAAACCUGAGUUUUGUUGACUCACCCUCCUCAGGCCCCCACCUAGGUGGCCCAGAAUUAAAGGCACCUGAUGUCUUCAAGGCCCCUCUGACCCCUCGGGCAUCUCAGGUAGAGCCCCAGAGCCCGGGCUUGGGCCUACGGCCCCAGGAGCCACCUCCUGCCCAGGCUUUGGCCCCUUCUCCCCCGAGCCACCCUGACAUCUUUCGCCCUGGCCCUUACCCUGACCCCUAUGCCCAGCCCCCACUGACUCCUCGGCCCCAGCCACCACCCCCUGAGAGCUGCUGUGCCCUGCCCCCUCGCUCGCUGCCCUCUGACCCUUUUUCCCGAGUUCCUGCCAGUCCUCAGUCCCAGUCCAGCUCCCAGUCCCCACUGACACCCCGUCCUCUGUCUGCUGAGGCUUUCUGCCCAUCCCCGGUUACCCCUCGCUUCCAGUCCCCUGACCCUUAUUCUCGCCCACCCUCACGCCCGCAGUCCCGUGACCCAUUUGCCCCAUUGCAUAAGCCACCCCGACCCCAGCCUCCUGAAGCUGCCUUCAAGGCUGGGCCUCUAGCCCACACUCCGCUGGGAGCUGGGGGCUUCCCAGCAGCCCUGCCCUCAGGGCCGACAGGUGAGCUCCAUGCCAAGGUCCCAAGUGGGCAGCCCUCCAAUUUUGCCCGGUCCCCUGGGACCGGUGCAUUUGUGGGUACCUCCUCUCCCAUGCGUUUCACUUUCCCUCAGGCGGUAGGGGAGCCUUCCUUAAAGCCUCCUGCCCCUCAACCUGGUCCCCCCCCACCCCAUGGGAUCAAUAGCCAUUUUGGGCCCGGCGCCACCUUGGGCAAGCCCCAAAGCACAAACUACGCAGUAGCCACGGGGAACUUCCACACAUCAGGCAGCCCCCUGGGGCCCAGCAGUGGGUCCACAGGAGAGGGCUAUGGGCUGUCCCCACUACGCCCUGCAUCAGUCCUGCCACCACCUGCACCCGAUGGAUCCCUCCCCUACCUGUCCCAUGGAGCCUCACAGCGGGCAGGGAUCACCUCUCCAGUUGAAAAGCGAGAAGACCCAGGGGCUGGAAUGGGCAGCUCCCUAGCAGCACCUGAACUCCCAGGUACCCAGGAUCCAGGCAUGCCCAGCCUCAGUCAGACGGAGCUGGAGAAGCAACGACAGCGCCAACGACUGCGGGAGCUGCUGAUUAGGCAGCAGAUUCAGCGCAACACCCUGCGGCAGGAGAAGGAGACAGCUGCAGCAGCUGCAGGAGCAGUGGGGCCCCCGGGCAGCUGGGGUGCGGAGCCCAGCAGCCCUGCCUUUGAGCAGCUGAGUCGAGGCCAGACUCCCUUCAAUGGGACCCAGGACAAGAGCAGCCUUGUGGGACUGCCCCAAACCAAGCUGGGUGGCCCUGUCCUGGGGCCAGGGGCUUUUCCCAGUGACGACCGACUCUCCCGGCCACCUCCACCAGCCACCCCUUCCUCUAUGGAUGUGAACAGCCGACAACUGGUAGGAGGCUCCCAAGCCUUCUAUCAACGAGCACCCUAUCCUGGGCCCCUGCCCUUACAACAACAACAGCAACUGUGGCAGCAACAACAGCAGCAGCAGCAGGCAACAGCAGCAACCUCCAUGCGACUUGCAAUGUCUACUCGCUUUCCGUCAACUCCUGGGCCUGAACUUGGCCGCCAAGCCCUAGGUUCCCCCUUGACAGGAAUUCCCACCCGUUUACCUGGUCCUGGUGAGCCAGUGCCUGGGCCACCUGGUCCUGCCCAGUUCAUUGAGUUGCGGCACAAUGUGCAGAAAGGACUAGGACCUGGGGGGCCUCCAUUCCCUGUUCAGGGGCCCCCUCAGAGACCCCGUUUCUAUGCUGUAAGUGAAGAUCCCCACCGACUAGCCCCUGAAGGACUUCGGGGCCUGGCGGUAUCAGGGCUUCCUCCACAGAAACCCUCAGCCCCACCAGCUACUGAGUUGAACAACAGCCUCCAUCCAACACCCCACACCAAGGGUCCCAACCUGUCCACUGGCUUGGAGCUGGUCAGCCGACCCCCUUCGAGCACCGAACUUGGCCGCCCCCCUCCUCUGGCUCUGGAAGCUGGGAAGCUGCCCUGUGAGGAUUCUGAGCUGGACGAUGACUUUGAUGCCCACAAGGCCCUAGAGGAUGACGAGGAGCUUGCUCACCUGGGCUUGGGUGUGGAUGUGGCCAAGGGUGAUGAUGAGCUGAGCACUCUGGAAAACUUGGAGACUAAUGACCCCCACCUAGAUGACCUGCUCAAUGGAGAUGAGUUUGACCUUCUGGCUUAUACUGACCCUGAACUGGACACUGGGGACAAGAAGGACAUUUUCAAUGAGCAUCUGAGGCUGGUGGAAUCAGCCAAUGAGAAAGCUGAGCGAGAGGCCCUGCUGCAGGGGGUGGAGCCAGGACCUUUGGGACCUGAGGAGCGUCCUGCCCCUGCCCCUGCCCCUGAUCCUGAUGCCUCUGAGCCUCGCCUGGCACCGGUACUCCCUGAAGUGAAAACCAAGGUGGAGGAGGGUGGGCCCCACCCUUCCCCUUGCCAGUUCACCAUUACCACCCCCAAGGUGGAGUCAGCACCUGCCACCAAUUCUUUGGGCCUGGGGCCGAAGCCAGGACAGAGUGUGAUUGGCAGCCGGGACACGCGUAUUGUCACAGGACCCUUUUCCAGCAGUGGGCACACAGGUGAAAAGGGCCCCUUUGGGGCCACAGGAGGACCACCAGCUCACCUGUUGGCCCCCAGCCCACUGAGUGGCUCAGGAGGGUCUUCCUUGCUGGAAAAGUUUGAGCUAGAUAGUGGGACCCUGGCCUUGCCUGGUGGACAUGCAGCAUCUGGGGAUGAACUAGACAAGAUGGAGAGCUCACUCGUGGCCAGUGAGUUGCCCCUACUCAUUGAAGAUCUUUUGGAGCAUGAGAAGAAGGAGCUGCAGAAGAAGCAGCAGCUUUCGGCACAGCUGCAGCCUGCCCAGCAGCAACAGCAGCAGCAUUCCCUGCUGUCUACACCAGGCUCUGCCCAGGCCAUGCCUUUGCCACAUGAGGGCUCUUCCAGUUUGGCUGGGCCCCAGCAGCAGCUUGCCCUGGGUCUUGGAGGUGCCCGACAGCCAGGCUUGGCCCAACCACUGAUGCCCACCCAGCCACCAGCUCAUGCCCUCCAACAGCGCCUGGCCCCAUCCAUGGCCAUGGUGUCUAACCAAGGGCAUAUGCUAGGUGGACAGCAUGGAGGGCAAGCAGGAUUGGUACCUCAGCAGAGCCCACAGCCAGUGCUGACACAGAAGCCCGUGGGUACUAUGCCACCUUCAAUGUGCAUGAAGCCCCAGCAGCUGGCGAUGCAGCAGCAGCUUGCUAACAGCUUCUUUCCGGAUACAGACCUAGACAAAUUUGCUGCAGAAGAUAUUAUUGAUCCCAUUGCAAAGGCCAAGAUGGUGGCUUUGAAAGGCAUCAAGAAAGUGAUGGCUCAGGGCAGCAUUGGGGUGGCACCUGGUAUGAACAGGCAGCAAGUGUCACUGCUAGCCCAGCGGCUCUCAGGGGGGCCUGGCAAUGACCUGCAGAACCAUGUGGCAGCUGGGAGUGGCCAGGAGCGGAGUGCCAACGACCCCUCCCAGCCUCGCCCCAACCCACCCACUUUUGCUCAGGGGGUAAUCAAUGAGGCCGACCAGCGGCAAUAUGAAGAGUGGCUGUUCCACACCCAACAGCUCCUACAGAUGCAGCUGAAGGUGUUAGAGGAGCAGAUUGGUGUGCACCGUAAGUCCCGGAAGGCUCUGUGUGCCAAGCAGCGCACUGCCAAAAAGGCUGGCCGUGAGUUCCCAGAGGCCGAUGCUGAGAAGCUCAAGCUGGUCACGGAGCAGCAGAGCAAGAUCCAGAAACAACUGGAUCAGGUCCGAAAACAACAGAAGGAACACACUAAUCUCAUGGCAGAAUAUCGGAAUAAACAGCAACAACAACAGCAGCAGCAACAACAGCAGCAACAGCACUCAGCUGUGCUGGCACUCAGCCCUUCUCAGAGUCCCCGACUACUCACCAAGCUCCCUGGUCAGCUCCUCCCAGGCCAUGGGCUGCAGCCACCUCAGGGACCUCUGGGUGGGCAAGCUGGAGGUCUUCGCCUACCCCCUGGGGGCAUGGCACUACCUGGACAACCAGGUGGCCCUUUCCUCAACACAGCCCUGGCCCAACAGCAGCAACAGCAACAUUCUGGGGGAGCUGGGGCCCUGACUGGUCCCUCUGGCGGCUUCUUCCCUGGCAGCCUUGCUCUUCGGGGCCUGGGACCUGAUUCAAGGCUCUUACAGGAAAGGCAGCUGCAACUGCAGCAGCAACGCAUGCAGCUUGCUCAGAAACUGCAGCAGCAACAGCAGCAGCAGCAGCAGCAGCAGCAGCAGCAGCAGCAGCAACACCUUCUAGGACAGGUGGCAAUCCAGCAACAACAGCAACAGGGCCCAGGGGUGCAGGCAAACCAGGCCCUGGGUCCUAAGCCCCCAGGACUUCUGCCUCCCAACAGCCAUCAGGGCCUUCUGGUCCAACAGCUGUCCCCCCAACCAUCCCAGGGGCCCCAGGGCAUGCUGGGCCCUGCCCAGGUGGCAGUGUUGCAGCAGCAACACCAGCAGCAGCAGCAGCACUCUGGAGCUUUGGGCCCCCAGGGCCCUCACAGGCAGGUACUUCUGACCCAGCCUCGAGUGCUGAGCUCCCCCCAGCUGGCACAGCAGGGUCAGGGCCUUAUGGGACACCGGCUGGUCACAUCCCAACAGCAGCAGCAACAGCAGCAGGGAUCCAUGGCAGGGCUCUCCCAUCUUCAGCAGGGUCUGAUGCCACACAGCGGGCAGCCCAAACUGAAUGUGCAGCCCAUGGGCUCCUUACAACAGCAGCAGCUUCAGCAGCACCAGUUUCAACAACAGCAGCUACAACAGCAACAGCAGCAGCUACAGCAGCAGCAGCAGCAGCAGCUUCAACAUCAACAGCAACAGCAGCUACAACAGCAGCAGCAACAGCAACUACAACAACAGCAGCUACAGCAGCAACAGCAACAGCAGCAGCAGCUACAACAGCAGCAGCAGCAACUACAGCAGCAGCAGCUUCAACAGCAGCAACAGCAGCAGCAGCUUCAACAGCAGCAACAGCAGCAGCAGCUUCAACAGCAGCAGCAGCAGCUUCAACAGCAGCAGCAGCAGCAGCAGCAAUUUCAACAGCAGCAGCAGCAGAUGGGCCUCUUGAACCAGAGUCGAACUUUAAUGUCUCCUCAGCAACAGCAGCAGCAGCAGCAGCAGCAGCAGCAGCAGCAGCAGCAGCAGCAGCAGCAGCAGCAGCAGGUGACACUUGGCCCUGGCAUGCCAGCCAAGCCUCUUCAACACUUUUCUAGUCCUGGAGCCCUGGGCCCAACCCUCCUCCUGACGGGCAAGGAACAAGGCAUUGUAGAGACAGCUCUCCCUCCAGAGGUCACUGAGGGACCCACAACACAUCAGGGAGGCCCACUAGCAAUAGGGACUACACCCGAAUCGAUGGCUGCUGAACCAGGGGAGGUAAAGCCUUCAGUUUCUGGGGACUCACAACUCCUGCUUGUCCAACCCCAGGCCCAACCUCAGCCCAACUCCCUGCAGCUGCAGCCAUCUCUGAGGCUCCCAGGACAACAGCAGCAGCAAGUGAACUUGCUCCACACAGCAGGUGGGGGAAGCCAUGGGCAGCUAGGCAGUGGACCAUCUUCUGAGGCCUCAUCUAUGCCCCACCUACUGUCACAACCCUCUGUUUCCUUAGGGGAGCAGCCUGGACCCAUGACCCAGAACCUUCUGGGUCCCCAACAUCCUCUUGGGCUGGAGCGGCCCAUGCAAAGUAAUGUAGGGCCACAGCCUCCCAAACCAGGACCUGUCCCCCAGUCUGGGCAGGGCCUGCCUGGGCCUGGAGUCAUGCCUACAGUGGGUCAGCUUCGAGCACAGCUCCAAGGCGUCUUGGCCAAAACCCCACAGCUGCGCCACUUGAGUCCUCAGCAGCAGCAGCAGCUACAGGCGCUUCUCAUGCAGCGGCAGCUGCAGCAGAGUCAGGCAGUACGCCAGACCCCUCCCUUCCAGGAGCCUGGGACCCAGCCUUCACCCCUCCAGGGCCUUCUAGGCCGCCAGCCCCAACUUGGGAGCUUCCCUGGAUCCCAAACAGGCCCCCUCCAGGAGCUAGGGGCAGGGCCUCGAUCUCAGGGCCCACCCCGGCUCUCCGCCCCACAAGGAGCCUUAUCGACAGGAUCAGUCCUUGGCCCUGUCCAUCCCACACCUCCACCAUCCAGCCCCCAAGAACCAAAGAGACCUUCCCCGCAAUUACCUUCCCCCAGCUCCCAGGUCCCCUCUGAGGUCCAGCUCACUCCCACCCAGCCAGGGACUCCAAAGCCCCAGGGGCCACCCUUGGAGCUGCCUUCUGGGAGGGUCUCCCCUGCUGCUGCCCAGCUUGUGGACACCUUCUUCGGCAAGGGGCUGGGACCUUGGGACCCCCCAGACAACCUCGCAGAAGCCCAGAAGCCAGAUCAGAGCAGCCUGGUACCUGGGCAUCUGGAGCAGGUGAAUGGGCAGGUGGUACCUGAGCCACCCCAUCUCAGCAUCAAGCAGGAGCCUCGGGAAGAGCCAUGCGCCUUGGGGGCCCAGGCGGUGAAGAGGGAGGCCAAUGGGGAGCCACUAGGGGCACCAGGUACCAGCAACCACCUCCUGCUGGCAGGCCCCCGCUCAGAGGCUGGACAUCUGCUCUUGCAGAAGCUUCUACGGGCAAAGAAUGUACAGCUCAGCACUGGGCGGGGGCCCGAGGGGCUGCGAUCUGAGAUCAACGGGCACAUUGACAGCAAGCUGGCUGGGCUGGAGCAGAAACUACAGGGUACUCCCAGCAACAAGGAGGAUGCAGCAGCAAGGAAGCCAUUGACCCCGAAGCCCAAGCGGGUACAGAAGGCAAGCGACAGGUUGGUGAGCUCCCGAAAGAAGCUGCGGAAGGAGGACGGGGUCAGGGCCAGCGAGGCCUUGCUGAAACAGCUGAAACAGGAGCUGUCCCUGCUGCCCCUAACGGAGCCUACCAUCACCACCAAUUUUAGCCUCUUUGCCCCCUUUGGCAGUGGCUGCUCAAUCAGUGGGCAGAGCCAGCUGAGGGGGGCCUUUGGAAGUGGGGCACUGCCCACUGGCCCUGACUACUAUUCCCAGCUGCUUACAAAGAAUAACCUGAGUAACCCGCCGACACCACCCUCGUCGCUGCCCCCCACCCCACCCCCAUCGGUGCAGCAGAAGAUGGUGAAUGGCGUCACCCCAUCUGAAGAGCUGGGGGAGCACCCCAAGGAUGCCGCCUCUGCCCAAGAGACUGAAGGGGCAUUGAGGAGUGCUUCAGAGGUGAAGAGUCUAGACCUUCUCGCCGCCUUGCCUACACCCCCUCACAACCAGACUGAGGAUGUCAGGAUGGAGAGUGAUGAAGACAGCGAUUCUCCUGACAGCAUUGUGCCAGCUUCAUCCCCCGAGAGCAUCCUAGGGGAGGAGGCGCCUCGUUUCCCUCAGCUAGGCUCAUGCCGGUGGGAGCAGGAUGACCGGGCCCUGUCCCCAGUCAUCCCCAUCAUUCCUCGGGCCAGCAUCCCAGUCUUCCCAGAUACCAAACCUUACGGGGCCUUGGACCUGGAGGUCCCUGGAAAGCUGCCUGCCACAACUUGGGAAAAGGGCAAAGGAAGUGAGGUCUCAGUCAUGCUCACGGUCUCUGCUGCUGCAGCCAAGAACCUGAAUGGUGUGAUGGUGGCAGUGGCAGAGCUGCUGAGCAUGAAGAUCCCCAACUCCUACGAAGUGCUCUUCGCAGAGAGCCCUGCCCGGGCAGGCACUGAGCCCAAGAAGGGGGAAGCUGAGGGCCCUGGUGGGAAGGAAAAGGGUCUGGGAAUCAAGAGCCCAGAAGCUGGCCCUGAUUGGCUGAAACAGUUUGAUGCAGUGUUGCCUGGCUAUACCCUCAAGAGCCAGCUAGACAUCUUGAGCCUCCUGAAACAGGAGAGCCCAGCCCCAGAGCCACCCACCCAGCACAGCUACACCUACAACGUCUCCAAUCUGGAUGUGCGACAGCUCUCGGCCCCGCCUCCUGAAGAACCCUCCCCACCUCCCUCCCCCUUGGCACCCUCUCCUGCCAGCCCCCCUGCUGAACGCCUGGUUGAACUCCCAGCCGAACCCACAGCUGAUCCAUCAGUCCCUUCACCUCUGCCUCUGGCCUCGUCCCCUGAAUCAGCCCGGCCCAAGUCCCGAGCCCGGCCCCCUGAGGAAGGGGAGGAUUCCCGCCCUCCUCGCCUCAAAAAGUGGAAGGGGGUGCGCUGGAAGCGGCUGCGACUGCUACUGACUAUCCAGAAGAGCAGCGGGCGGCAGGAGGAUGAGCGGGAAGUGGCAGAGUUUAUGGAGCAGCUUGGCACAGCACUGCGACCUGACAAGGUGCCUCGAGACAUGCGGCGCUGCUGCUUUUGCCAUGAGGAGGGUGAUGGGGCCACUGAUGGGCCUGCCCGCCUGCUGAACCUGGACCUGGACCUGUGGGUACACCUCAACUGUGCCCUGUGGUCCACAGAGGUGUAUGAGACCCAGGGUGGGGCGCUGAUGAAUGUGGAGGUUGCUUUGCACCGGGGACUGCUAACUAAGUGCUCCCUGUGCCAGCGCACCGGUGCCACCAGCAGCUGCAAUCGCAUGCGUUGCCCCAACGUCUACCAUUUUGCCUGUGCCAUCCGCGCCAAGUGCAUGUUCUUCAAGGACAAGACCAUGCUAUGCCCAAUGCAUAAGAUCAAGGGGCCCUGCGAGCAGGAGCUGAGUUCUUUUGCUGUCUUCCGGCGGGUCUACAUUGAGCGGGACGAGGUGAAGCAAAUCGCCAGCAUCAUCCAGCGGGGAGAGCGGCUGCACAUGUUCCGUGUGGGGGGCCUUGUGUUCCAUGCCAUCGGACAGCUGCUCCCUCACCAGAUGGCUGACUUCCAUAGUGCCACUGCCCUCUAUCCCGUGGGCUACGAGGCCACGCGCAUCUACUGGAGCCUCCGGACCAACAACCGCCGCUGCUGCUACCGCUGCUCCAUCGGUGAGAACAAUGGACGGCCGGAGUUCAUAAUCAAAGUCACGGAACAGGGCCUGGAGGACCUGGUCUUCAGUGACGCCUCCCCCCAGGCCGUGUGGAAUCGCAUCAUCGAGCCGGUGGCUGCCAUGAGAAAAGAGGCUGACAUGCUGCGGCUCUUCCCUGAGUACCUGAAAGGCGAGGAGCUCUUUGGGCUGACGGUGCACGCUGUGCUUCGCAUAGCUGAAUCACUGCCUGGGGUGGAGAGCUGUCAAAACUAUUUAUUCCGCUAUGGCCGUCACCCCCUGAUGGAGCUGCCACUCAUGAUCAACCCCACUGGCUGUGCCCGAUCGGAACCUAAAAUCCUCACACACUACAAACGCGUUUUCACAUCCAUUAUCUCAUUUGAUCCUCACAACAACCUUAUGAGGCCCCAUACCCUGAACAGCACCAGCAUGUCCAAGGCAUAUCAGAGCACCUUCACAGGCGAGACCAACACCCCAUACAGCAAGCAGUUUGUGCACUCCAAGUCAUCUCAGUACCGGCGGCUGCGCACUGAGUGGAAGAACAACGUAUAUCUGGCUCGCUCCCGUAUCCAGGGCCUGGGGCUCUAUGCAGCCAAGGACCUAGAGAAGCACACAAUGGUCAUCGAGUAUAUUGGCACCAUCAUUCGUAACGAGGUGGCCAACCGGCGGGAGAAAAUCUAUGAAGAGCAGAAUCGAGGUAUCUAUAUGUUCCGGAUAAACAAUGAACAUGUGAUUGAUGCUACAUUGACCGGAGGCCCUGCCAGGUACAUUAACCAUUCCUGUGCCCCUAACUGUGUGGCAGAAGUUGUGACAUUUGACAAGGAGGACAAAAUCAUCAUCAUCUCCAGUCGGCGAAUCCCCAAAGGAGAGGAGCUGACGUAUGACUAUCAGUUUGACUUUGAGGACGAUCAGCACAAGAUCCCCUGCCACUGUGGAGCCUGGAAUUGUCGGAAAUGGAUGAACUAAGCAGCUUUGAGGCUACCAGGCAGGGGAGUCUUCCCAUGCCCAACCUCUUCCCUGAAAGGGAUGAGGGGGAAGAGCAGUAGCAGCCGGAGCCGGGACCCAGGGCUGGGGCUGCCGGCUGACCGGAGCCCCUGGAGCAGGAGGCUGGGGCAGAGGGCCCUAGGCCAAGCCCACCCUGGGCACCAGGGACAACCCUCUUCCCCGCCACCGGCCCCCAGGCUGGCAUCUCUGCCCCCAGCUCCAGGAGGGGCCAGACAGAAGCAGCCAUUGGGCAUCUCAGGUUUGAGGGGGAUAUGGGCUGGGAACUACCCAGAAGCAUCUGGGAGGCAGCAGGGAGGGGGGAGGAGGAUGUGUGAUUGGGCCUCACAGCCCUGCUGCUCCCACUGACCUCUCUGGCCCAACUCAAGGCUGCAAAGAGACUUGACUAAGCUUGACAAUCCCAAAGGCCGGGUCCCACACCUGGCCCUGCCUGCCGGGUCCUGCCCCCACCCUCACGCCCAUCCCCUUCCUUCUCAGUCUGUCUCUGUCUCCCUCUUCUCCUCUGUGUUUCUGUCUCUCUAUGGGUUGUGUUUCCUUGUUUUCCACUCUGACAAAUGCAACAUGAACGGGAAAGAGGUGCCCAGCUGCCCAGGAGGGCAAGCCAGGCGAGCCGGGCAAGGAGACCCCGCACCCACACCUACCUCAUUUAAGUGUUGGAUUUUUUGCUGUUUUGAAAUGUGAGACCCUCUCCAAGCCCCCCACUGCCCCUACCCUCUCCCCCACCUCACUGCCCUCUUAGUGGGUGGAAGGGGGGUAGGAAGAGGAAGAAGAAAACAACAACAAAAAAUCCAUCUUUGUUUUUAAUUGUGGGCAUGGGAUGGUGGUUGAGGCUGAUGAUGAUGAAGAUUGGGGAUGACUGGCCCCUAGUUGCUCUAGGACUUCCUUCUCCAUCUGGACAUGGGGGUGGGAGGGGUGUGCUAACCUAGGACCAGGUUAUCUCCCUCCUGUUAGCUCAACCCCAUCAUGAGCCCAUUUGCCCUCCAGCCCCUGGAUGGGGUGGCUGGGGGGCGGGGUGAGGGCUGUCCCUGAGUGGCAUGCCCAUACCCAGUGAGGCAGGGUGUGGCCCGGAGCUCCCACUUUCCCUCAGUCACCAAACUGCUGCUGGUCUGGUGGGAAGGGGUGGUGAUGUGAGGGUGGGGGAGCUUAGUGUCAGCGCGGGGAGGGUGGGGGGUAUUUAUCUAUUUAUACAUGGGAUUGUACAUAGUCUUGUGGGGCAUGGGGGAGCCGGCUGGAGGUGAGAACCCUCCCCUCUCCCCCCACCCCCGGGGAGAGCAAAUGUAAAACUACUAAUUUUUGUGCUUUAUAUAUUCUAUAUAAAUAUAUCUAUUUUCUUUUUACAAAACCAGUUUAUAAAUGGUAGGGGGGCAUGGGGCGGACACAUGGAGCUCCCCUUGUGGGGGGGCCCCCUCCAUUACCCAACCUACCGCCCUUUUCCUCACCCCCCUCCCCACCCCCUGGCUGUGACUGCUGUAAGGUGGGGGUAUAGAGGCUGGGCAAUUCCCACCCCCUGUUGAAUAGUUGGACUAUGUUAUAACGCACAAAAAUGAGCUGGCCCCAGGGGGAGCCAGAGGGUGAUGGGUCCCCUGCCUCCCUUCUCCCUCCCCUUUCUGCCCAAGCUUGUGCUGCAGUUGAACCUCUUCCUGGUGGCAGGGGUAGGUAGAGGGUGGGUGAGGCCCCAGAUCCCUCUCUGGUAGGGAGCUGUGGGGAUGAAGAUGAAGCUUAUAUGCAGUUCUCUCCUAGGGGCUGUGGGCAAAGGGCAUUUUGUAAUUACUAUUUUCAAGAAUCAAAUGUCUGGAGUGUAGGGGUGGGCUUGGUGGUGGAUGGGCGGGCCUGCUGGAGGGAGAGCACGGUCGCUGUUGUGAUUUUAGGUUUGUUUUUGUUUUGUUUUCGAAUUUGGGGGUUGUGGAUUGAUGGGGGUAGGGAGAUUUUUUUUUUUCUUAAGCUGCUUCCUCAACAGUUUCAAGCUGCAAAUGUUUAAUAACACCCACCCCCCCAUACACACACACACACACACACACACACACACGACCCACUGUAAUUAAAUCAGACAGUGGGGAGACCGAGCUUCUGCCCCCAAAGCCACAGCCAUUGGAUGUUCCUUUUCCAAGAGUAAGGUCUAGGCUACAGAGAGGGGGAGAUUGGCUCCUAUGAGUCAGGCUCUGAUUGGGGCUUGGGCCCCGGGUUUGGGAAAAGGGAAUGGGGCAGACUUUGUAAGCAUAUGCUAGGUAUCCCAUAGUCCUGUAGAAUUUAGUGAAGAAACCUUAUACAGUUUUUAAUUUUUAUAUAAACUAUAACUCAGACCCAAGCUACAAGGUUGGAAUUUUGGUUGUUGAUUCUUUUUUUUUUUUUUUUAAAGUACCCCGCCUGUAUAAUUGCAUCAGAAUUCCCUCCUCCCUCCCUCCCCCGUGUUUGUAUUUUGGGUUGGUUUACACUUGCACAUAUUCAAUUUUCAGUUUUCCCCUUUACAGUCUUCUACCCUCACCUCCAGGACCCUCCCCCUUUUUAAAAAAAAUAAAUCGCUGACAAGUGUGAA